Messenger RNA from Sabethes cyaneus, 2073 nucleotides. It is a transcript of the gene KdelR, whose product is annotated as ER lumen protein-retaining receptor. The record is from RefSeq and is a predicted model, not a curated record. Lineage: Eukaryota; Metazoa; Arthropoda; Insecta; Diptera; Culicidae. Gene Ontology annotation, molecular function: ER lumen protein retrieval receptor activity. The transcript has a single exon. Gene Ontology annotation, cellular component: cis-Golgi network; endoplasmic reticulum; membrane. Gene Ontology annotation, biological process: protein retention in ER lumen; endoplasmic reticulum to Golgi vesicle-mediated transport. Bases 224 to 862 code for a protein of 212 amino acids.
UCAGUGAGCGAGAAAGAAACGCAAGGCGAAUGCCAUUUUGGUUGGAAGAAAAGUGUUUACACGUCAGUCGGUCCGGUUUUGCAGUAAGCAGAUUUUUUCCCGUUUUGUUCGCCGAGUUUUUCCUGGAGAACCUUACUCCAGGGUCGUGUCCUUGAUCGUUAAUUAUCGCGAAUCAAACGUGCAAGCUGUAUCGGAAUUAAUUCGGAUUGCUACUUCAUAGACAAUGAAUAUUUUUCGAUUGUCCGGUGAUUUGUCGCACUUGCUGGCGAUUUUCCUGCUUCUAAUAAAGAUAUGGAAGACUAGAUCGUGUGCUGGAAUUUCUGGAAAAUCUCAGAUUUUAUUCGUAAUUGUUUACCUUAGUCGCUAUCUGGACAUUGUAACGACGUUUAUUAGCGUUUACAAUACCUGCAUGAAAAUGGUUUUCAUCAGCUUAUCGAUUGCCACGAUCUAUUUGAUAUAUGUCAAGUUUAAGGCGACCUAUGACCACAAUCACGAUUCGUUCCGCAUCGAGUUCCUGUUGAUCCCAUGCUUCAUUCUGGCCCUGCUACUCAAUAGUAGCUUCACCGUAAUGGAAGUUUUGUGGACGUUUUCAAUCUAUCUGGAGGCAGUGGCCAUUUUGCCACAGCUCUUUAUGGUCAGCAAAACGGGUGAGGCGGAAAGUAUCACGAGCCACUAUCUCUUUGCUCUAGGUUCCUACCGUGCGCUGUAUCUGUUGAAUUGGAUCUAUCGAUACUAUGCUGAGGGACACUACGACUUGUAUGCCAUCUUUGCCGGAGCCAUUCAGACAAUCCUGUACUGCGAUUUCUUCUAUCUUUAUAUCACCAAGGUGCUGAAGGGAAAGAAGCUGCAGCUGCCGGCGUAAAGUGGUGGAUCCGCUUAGGAGGUAGGAUGAAGACUUAUCUUACGCAAAUAUAUACAUAUGGUGGUUUAAGUACAUCUCUGAAGCAAACUUGAUAAUAAAACCAUCUUUCAAGAGAACGCAUUGCAAUUGAUGUAAAAAACAGAUGAUCGCUGCCGAAGAUGAGGAAGUAAAUAAAUGGAAUUCGAAGAACUAGUAUAGUCUUAUGUUGUAGGGUUUAGAGAUAUAAUACAAGUCGCAACGCUCUGAGAGAUAAUUUCAGUUGUUCAGAUUGAUGAUCCCACUAGAUAACAGUAGCUCUGGCCGUAUUGAUCGAAUCUAAAGAAAAAAUAUGAUUGAUGUGUCCACACGGUUAACUAAUGGGAGAGACAAGCGCAACAUCGAUCGUAGUAAUUCGGAAGAGCAAAAUUAGUAUUACUUAGAAAACAUGAGAGCAGGCGGCUUCUCCAAAGAGAUUAAGAAGUAUUAUGGCACGUCUCACCCUUUGUAAAAUUUUCAGUUAUAUUUGUGGUACGCGAAAUAUUCGUUUAAUGUCUAUGCAGUUUGCUUGAAAUAAAUCAAUUUUUGAUUCAAUUUUGUUCUAAUGCCCAUCAAUUCAGUUUUAUUAGUAGCAAACGCUUACAUGUGUGUGUAAGUGAUAAACUGUUCUUAUAUCUUAAACAUGCGAACAAACUCAGUGAAGCACUGAUAACAAGCAUUGUAAUCAAUUGAUUGUAUCAUUCUAUGUCAAGAUUCCACUAUGGUUCCGGGAGUGAUUCUACUUGUUACUCGCUUUGCGAUUCUGCUUCUUCCCUUUCAGCGACUAUGUUGCGCCUACUUUUUCUCCCAAGAGCGUAGUGAAUUCUGAUACAGAAUUGUAAGAAUUAAAUUCAACUUGCAUAUAGCGAGCAGGCAGUGAAGACAACUGUCGUGACAAACACAAAAGCAAAUUAUUUUAUUUCUGUUACUUUAUACUAAUAUGAAUGUUUGUGAGAAAACAUGUAGUUUUUUUAUAUUUGUCAAUUUGUUCUACCGUACUUGAGGAUAAUAUGCGAUAAUCCCAAAACAUCCCAACUAUCAUACAUCUGUAUGGAAGAUCGUUUGAGUGAGUGAAAUCAACCGGUUGAAAUAAACAAGUCCCUAUAUUCUUCUAUUUCUAAAAUAAUAUUUUACUACUACUGUAAUGCAUAAAACGGUAAUAAUUAUUUAGAUAAUACCAAUAAACAACACAAAAU